AUGGCGAGGACACGGGCGACGAAAGCUGCUCCCGCAGAUACUAAAGUAUCAGAACCUAAGACUACUACCUCCAAGUUUAGUCUAUCUACUCGAGUAGAAAAUCCUUCCAAUGUUUUCAUUCUUCCCUCCAAAGCGACAUCCGAAGCGCGUAUUGUCACUCUCCCCAACCCCAGACAUGGCCGACCCGCGAGAUACUUGGUGUGUCCAGAGACAGGCAUCUACGAAUUCACAAAGAUUGCGACACCAAAGACAACGCCACGAAGCUGGUUAAUCGAAACUGCAUCAGAGUCGACUCCUGAGGAUAACUCUAGCAAAGCUGGGGUGUCAAUGGGCCAAGAUCUAUUUCUGGCUACGUUAAUUGACCCCCUUUUCCUCGUCCUUCCCGCCUUGACUGAAACCCAAUCCAAAGGCUCGGAAGAAAAACGGCUCUUCCUUUCUAGCGAUGACCACUUCGAUAAGCUACAACAAGACUCGUCACAUUUAUCUGAGAUACUGCGAUGCGAUAAGACAAGGAAACUCAUCAAGAGUCGAAUGGCCGUGGUUUGCGAUACCGUCGAAGCUGGAGACGAGAGCAUGUUUCGAAUAAAUGAGAAUAAACUCGCCAAUGCCAUUCUGGAAAAGGCAAAGAGGAUGCGCGAGGGUGGCCUUGCUCCAAGCAUGGAAGAGAAGUUUGUGAAGAAGGCGCUUGAAGCACCGAUUCUUGUGCAGAAACGACAGAGUACGCAGACUACAACAACAACAGCAAAGCCGGAGGCUCAGACGCCGACUGCAGAGUCGACUGAUUCCCAGUCAACCGUUGCCACAGCUGAAUCAGAAGCAUCUCAGCCUUCAGCCACGGUCACGUCUUUCACAGAGGAGACUGUCACGGAAAGUAUUGUUAGUGCCAUUGAGGCAUCUACAGCUAUCCUCGAGCUCCAGAGGCUACGCAUCGCUUUCAGUUUCAUAUGCUCAAGUUAUGUUGCCGCCACUCUUACUGCUCAAUUGGAGAACCUGUUGAAAAAGGAGGUUAUGGUAGAUUUUACGCCUUUAGACGAUUACCUGGCCAAACUCGCGAAACUGCGUGCCGAAGCUAUGGCUGCACAUUCUAUUGACUACUCUCGCAAGCGUGGCCUUGAUGAAGACGAAGAUGAGGCUCUUGUGAAAAAGAGAAAAAUAGAGGAGGAAAAGAAGAAGAAAUCAUUGGAGAGCAGGGGAGUCCGGGAUCUCAAGAAAGUCAACACUACGGGCAUGAAAAAGAUGAGUGACUUUUUCAAGAAGAAGUAA
Fusarium sp. VM40 is the source of this 1263-nucleotide messenger RNA. NCBI's taxonomy places the organism in Eukaryota, Fungi, Ascomycota, Sordariomycetes, Hypocreales, Nectriaceae. The record is from the annotation of a GenBank genome assembly.